Caenorhabditis angaria is the source of this 1646-nucleotide messenger RNA. Lineage: Eukaryota; Metazoa; Nematoda; Chromadorea; Rhabditida; Rhabditidae. The record is from the annotation of a GenBank genome assembly.
AUGGGAAGAACAAUGAUUUGUGAUUUAGCAGGACUUGGAAUGUUUUAAAAUAAAAUUUUGAAACAGUGUAUUUUCCCCAAUUUCACCUAACCUCUCCAAAAAAUAAUUGCAGAUACUGUGUAGUGUCUCAAUGUCUAGUUUUCCGUGAUAUCCACGUCGGAGUUCGCCGCCGUUUUCCAACCCUCGAAUCGAUUGCUCAUGCCGGAAUCCUUCUUCCCCACGAACUCGAAAAAUUCACCGAAAUCAAAUCGCGCUAUCAAAAAUACUGGGUCAGUUUCAAUUGGGCUUUGGAACUUCUCAAUGUGGCAAAAACCGAAAAAAUGAUUGAUGGAGAUAAUGCGAGAAAUGCAGUGGCACAAGAGAUCAGCAAAUUUCGACUUGCUCUAACUACAGUAUCAAUGUAUGAUUGGGUUCCGAUUCCAUUGAUGUAUCCACAAUUGGUCAAUAUGGCUGUGUAUACAUAUUUUUUCUUGUGCAUUUUUACGCGACAAUUUUUUAUCAGCACGGAUGCACAUAAUAAAACUGAAGUGGAUUUGGUGGUGCCGUUUAUGACUAUUAUUGAAUUCAUUUUUUAUAUGGGAUGGUUGAAGGUUGGUUAUCAGAAUUUUGAAACAGUGAAAUUUUUGGGAUUUUCUUUUGGAAUCUAAAUAUUUUUGUAAAUUGUAUUAACAAUUCGAAAAAACUGCAAGAAGUUCUCGUGAAAAAUUAUGUGAAAAUUAAGAAACAGUAAAUUUUUUCGCGGUUUUUUUCGAAUCUAAAAAAUCUGAUUCAAUUGUUAUUAAUAGUUCGACAACACCAAUUACUAGAAACCUAUUAUUUCCGAAGUGUUCCUUUUUUCGAGUCUAACAAAGUCUUGGUAAUUUUUAUUAGUAACAUAUAAAUAUCUACUAGAUAAAAAUUUAGGUGAAAAAUUAUAUGAUCAUUUUGAAACGUAUAUUUUUCCGGGAUUUUUUGUGUUCAAAAUCUUUGUGAGCGAAUAACAAAUAUCGUCAAAAUUUAUAUCAUCAUCUUGAAACAUGCAUUUUUGUGUUUACAAAAUCUACCAGAAUUUUUUUUUGCCAGGUCGCCAUGGAACUUCUCAAUCCAUUCGGUGAAGACGCAGAUGAUUUCGAUUGCAAUCUUCUAAUCGAUCGAAAUUUAGCAAUUGGUCUAACUUCAGUCGAUGAAGCUUAUGAUACUUUACCCGAAGUUAAACCCGAUGUUUUUGCUGGCAGAACUGUGAAACCGUUGGAUUCGGAAGAUACUAGAAGUUUGAAAUAUCAUUUGGGUAGUGUUGCUAUGUUAGUAGACUGGGUAGAAGAAGCUAGAUAUUUUGAGGGAUUGGGAAGAAUAGAUUUUGUUAACUUGCCGAACUCUGAAAAUGAGCUAUGACGUAGCAAAGUUUUAGCCUAUAUUCACCUGUGUUUUGCCACGUCAUAACUUAUAUUCAGAGUUGUGCUAAGUAGAUCUACAUAAGUAAUUUCACAUUUCAAAAAUCGAAUUUUUUCAGGAUGGAAGAGAUAUCGUUUUUGAAAAAAGAAGAAAAGAAAAUGAUUGAUGCUGGCAAAAAACCGAAUAAAUUCAAACUUUGGAUGAAAAGUGUGAAAAGAAAACGAUUUGAAACGAGUGCAACAAUGUGUAAUAGUGUUUCGUAUCCUGAUAUAUAG